Molecule: messenger RNA, 3915 nt
Organism: Aricia agestis (brown argus)
Lineage: Eukaryota; Metazoa; Arthropoda; Insecta; Lepidoptera; Lycaenidae
Gene: Elp1
Product: putative elongator complex protein 1
Exons: 8
Coding region: 51-3872 (1273 amino acids)
Biological process (GO): tRNA wobble base 5-methoxycarbonylmethyl-2-thiouridinylation
Cellular component (GO): elongator holoenzyme complex; cytosol
Molecular function (GO): protein binding; tRNA binding
Source: RefSeq, a predicted model, not a curated record
UCUAACCUCACAUGGUUGUUGUGUAUUUUAUGUUUUAGAAUUUUAUAAAUAUGAGAAACCUAAACUUGUGGCAGGUUUCGGUUAAAAACAUCGAUAUCCAAACUGAAGAAAAAUUUUCUUCGUGUUAUGGCCAUUACGAUGACUGCGCCAAGGGCGAACUGUACGUGUGUACAUCUAACCUAUCGGUUUUCAAUUUUGACGACAACGGCGUUGUAAAAUGGACCGCAGACCUUUCAGAGAUCGUGCCUAUACAAACUCGACCUGUGAAUAUAUCGUUUCUGUCGCUAUCGAAUUCACUUAACGUUGGACUAGCCAGUGGUGAGCUUAUAACAGUUGCUGACUUUGGAAAGAACUGCGAUGUAGUAGGUGUGUGUGAAGAUGGAUUAUUGGCUAUGGAAUGGAGUCCGGAUCAAGAGAUAUUAAUCUUGGUGACUAAAACAUUAAAAGUUAUUGUGAUGUCAUGCACUUUUGAUCCAAUAAGUGAAACAUAUCUGCUGAGUGAUGAAUUUGGAGAAAAAGAGUUUAUAAACGUAGGUUGGGGAAAAAAAGAGACCCAAUUUCAUGGAUCAGAAGGAAAGCAAGCUGCCAAAGCUAAGACUUCUGACAUUGAAGAUGCACCAGUCACCGAUGAGAGAGUUAAAAUAUCAUGGAGGGGAGAUGGGAACUUGUUUGGUGUUGGAUAUAAUGCCAAUGGUAGAAGGAAGUUCAAAGUUUUUGACAGAGAUGGGAACCUGCAGAGUACCAGUGAAAAUGUACUGGGUCUUGAGUCAAAUCUGAGCUGGAGACCCAGUGGUAGCCUCAUUGCCGCUACACAAAAACUACAAGAGAAAUAUACCGUCUCCUUCUUUGAAAAAAAUGGGUUAAAACAUAGAGAGUUUACCUUACCAGUCAACUCUACAACAACAGUUAAAGAACUUUUGUGGACUACAGAUUCCGAAAUAUUAAUAGUACAAUGCAGGGAUGAGGCAGCUAACUUGGAUAUUGUAUUCCUCUACACUAGAAGAAAUUAUUAUUGGUAUCUGAAGCAAACUCUGUGUUUCAAGAGUACCCAAAAGAUAAACGAAAUUAUAUGUGAAAGCGACUUUGAUACUGCCAAUGAGAAGAGAAUCCAUGUGCUGUGUCAAAAUGGUGAAUGCUACUCCUAUGCUUGGAAUUGGGAUGUCGAUCACAGUGUAGGCAAGUCAUAUGAUGAUGAUGCAGUAGUCGCAGAAAUAGAUGAGAAGAAGGUGCUCGUCACAGGUUUCAGACAAACAGUAGUGCCACCACCUAUGUCUAAUAUUGAACUAGAGUUUGCCAACAAUAUCAACUCUAUACACUUUAUCUCAGAUAACACUACAGAUUCAAAUUCAUUUAUAGUAUCACAUGGCAACAAACUAGCAAUUGUAGAGCAGAAACAAAAGAAACCUUUAGAAUAUGUUGUUACUAAAGAAUUAGAUAUUGAUGAGUAUCAGUAUCCCUUCCAACAUUACAAUUGGUAUUGGCUUAAUAAUGAUACUUUAUUGUCUAUGUCAGUUGAUGGACAAAAUGUUUAUACACUCAAUCAGUAUGUUAUAAAUAGUGAUAAAUUAUUACUAAAAAGAGGUACUAAACUACCAUCACCUAUUGCAAAAAUUCGAAAACAUCCUACAGAUUUAUAUAGCGCAGUACUGCAAUAUACAUCUGGGGAAAUAGCUGUGUAUAAGUAUGAUGAUAAGGGAGCAUCAUUAGAAAGCUACCAUGAUACUUUACCAGCCGCAUGUCCUGAUUUUGAUGUGGUGUCCAUUGAUGGAGAAACAACAAUAAUUGGAUUGUCUCACAAAGGUUGUCUUUAUAUUAACAAAAAGUUAGUAUUGAAUAAUGUUAAUUCAUAUUAUGUUCACACACAAUAUCUAUUAAUCACAACACUUAAGCAUCUUUUAAUUUGUGUUGAACUUUCCAAAUUUGGUAUAAGUGAUUUGGAAGCAUAUGAAAGAAAUGAGACAUCCAGCUCAGUCUAUAAAAGAAAAGUCGAAAGAGGGUCUAAGCUAGUCAUUGCUGUUCCAAAUGACACAAGAACUAUUUUCCAAAUGCCCAGAGGAAACUUAGAAACUAUACAACCCAGACCAUUGUCAUUGAAAAUUAUUGGGGACUAUUUGGACUCAUUGAAAUAUUAUGAAGCAUUUGAUUUAAUGAGAAAACAGAGGAUCAAUCUCAACUUGAUCUACGACCACAAUCCAAAAAUCUUUCUGUCCAAUGUAGAUGUGUUUUUAGAAACUAUUAGCAACAAUUCAUGGCUUAGUCUUUUCUUGGCUGACUUAGAAAAUAUUGAUGUUACUAAAACCAUGUACUCGAGUAGUUACUCGGAUAAGGAACAUAAUACUUUCACUUAUGAGAGUUCAAAAGUAAGCAGUAUUUGUAAUGUUAUCAGAACUCAUUUACAAAAAUCUGAAAAUAGCUCUGAGCGGAUUUUGCCCCUAUUGACUACUUAUGUUAAGAAAAAUACUAUUGAAGAUUUAGAACAAGCAUUGCAAGUUAUCAAAGACCUAAAAGUAAAGGAAUCCGAGGGAGUUAAACUCCCAGUUUCUUCAGAUGAAGCCUUAAAGUAUUUGUUGUACCUAGUAAAUGUGGAUAAUCUUUUUGAUGUGGCUCUCGGCAUGUACGACUUUGAUCUUGUUCUGUUGGUGGCAAAUAAAUCCCAGAAAGAUCCAAAAGAGUAUAUACCUAUGCUCAAUGAGCUCAACGAAAUGGAUGAAAAUUAUAGGCAGUUUAAUAUCAACAAGCACUUGAAGAGAUUUAAGAAAGCAGUGGAAUGUCUGGCAAAGUGUGGCAAGUCUCGCCACACUGAUCUUAGAACAUUUGUCAAAUACCACAGUCUGUACAGGGAAGCCCUAACACUCUUUUCAAGUGGAGAUGAAAUUUUUAAAGAAAUAUCAGAUGAUUAUGGUUCGUAUUUGAAACUAAAGAAGCAGUAUGUAGAAGCUGGACUUGUUUAUGAAAAGGCUGGCAGCACUGACAGAGCAAUAGAAUGUUACAAGGAGGCAUUAGAGUGGGAACUACUUUUUAAGUUAGCUAAGAACAAAAGUAGAGAUGUUUUAGAUACAAUAAUAAGUGAACUUGUGCAAUCUCUAAAAGAUGAAAAAAGAUAUACAGAAGCCUUGAGCAUUCUAGAACAAUAUGGGAGUAAUGUAGAAGAAACAAUAAAAUGUGCAAUUGAAUGCAGCAAGUACAAAACAGCAAUGAGACUCUGUGCUCGACAUGACAAAGAUGACAUAAUAGAUACACACCUAAUACCAAACUUAUUAGAGGAGUAUACCAACACAAAGGAUUUAGUGGAUAAAAAUAGAAGUCUCUUUGUACAGUAUAAAAACCGUCUUCAAGUUGUGAGAGAUAAUAAAACCAAGAAAGAAGCUGAAGGGUAUGAUACUUUUACCAACAGAGACAUAGAUUUAUAUUCUGAUGCAGGUAGUACCAUAGCUUCAUCAUCCGGAUCAGGGAGAUCUUACCGGUCUAGCAAGAACAGAAGAAAACACGAGAGAAAAGUGGCGUCAUUAAAAGAAGGAUCACAGUAUGAGGACACUGCUCUAGUCAUGACUUUACACACUUUAGUGACUUCUACGUUUGAACUAAGGCCUCAAGUCCAAGAGUUAAUAAUCACUUUAUGUUGUUGUAACAGAGAAAAGGAAGCAGGUUUACUUCAGGCGAAUCUAGAAACUUUACUCAAGGAAAUGGAGGACAGUUUUAAACAGAUUUGGACGCAUGAGCUUGUGAUGGAAGCCACCAACGCUAAAAUAGCAGCAGAAAAUGUCCCUGAAGGUGUUAGUGUGGUGCCACAAGGAAUGGCUAGCUUAGCACCCCAUAUGAGGAUAGCACCUGUUAUACAAAAUAUAAAGUGGAAAUUGGAAGAUCUUUACUGAAAUAAUUAUUUUAUUUUUUGCUGUGUAAAAUAAUAUUUGUACA